CCUAUUUAAGCCCUCCAGGAUAGAUGGGUUUGUGAGAAAGAUCUCUCUCUCUCUCUCAGCAGGAUUUGUGACACAGAAAAGGAUGGGAAUGGAUAUCUCCGCAACCAUUCAAAUUGAGAGGAAAUCAUCCAUUGAGAGUGAGCCACGAACGCUUAACAUGAAUCAACUCAAAUUUGCAAGGGAGGCAGCACUUUAUGUUAUGCAAACCAGAAAUAUCGAAGAGGCUCUAAGCAUUUUCACAAAGGGUUUGGAGCCAGUGGUGAGUGCUGUGAAUGACAGAACGAAUUUUACAGUGGAGUCAAUGGAGGACUAUGAUAACUUUACAACUCAGUUAAGACUUUCAGCUGAUGUCCCAAGAAUUAGGAACGAUAUAGCUUCUGCACCUUUUUGAUCUGAUCGCUUUGAAGUUUUAUUCCUUUCAAUCAAUUUCCAUAACACAUGUACAUGAUGGAAUUUUCCUUACCAUCAAAGAACAACGUUUAUAAACAUAUAUAUGGGAAGAGGCUUCUCUGAACAUGAGGCAUAAGCAAUGACUUUUUCAUUCAUUCUUCAGAGGAUUGAGAAAAAAUAAUAAAAUAUUUAUAUGAGGAAGAGUUGCCUACUCCUCAUGUUCAGAGAGUCUUUUCCCUAUUUAUAUAUAUGGUUGAUUUAAGAAAGCUCAUGUGUGUUGUCACUA
Macadamia integrifolia is the source of this 676-nucleotide messenger RNA. RefSeq lists its product as uncharacterized. The transcript is spliced from 3 exons. NCBI's taxonomy places the organism in Eukaryota, Viridiplantae, Streptophyta, Magnoliopsida, Proteales, Proteaceae. The record is from RefSeq and is a predicted model, not a curated record. The coding region runs from base 83 to 391 and encodes 102 amino acids.